AACUGUUUCCAUUCGUUGUUGCACCGAUUGCACACUACUGCUUUGUGUCAGCUAUGACAUCCACCGCGACCGCAGUUUGACAUGUGAGCGUUCUUGCGCGAGUUACAGUUUACUGUUCGGUACUACAAAAUGUCGCUAAUCGCGACGCCCAGACAGGCUCCGUUGGAGAUACUGGACGACCUGUGUUCUCGCUUCAUCAUCAACAUACCCGAGGAAGAGCGCGAAGACCCGGUUCGGCUAUGCUUUCAAGUGGAGCUCGCCUACUGGUUCUACCUCGACUUCUACUGCCCCGAGAACCCCACGUGCCCGCAGUGCAGCAUGCGGGAGUUCACGCAGAUGAUAUUCCAUCACGUGCCUUCGCUGCGGGAACACCUGCCCGAUCUAGACCAUAUCCUGAACAGAUGGAAAGAGUACAAAAUGGCUGUUCCGACCUUCGGUGCUAUACUGAUCGACGAAAGCCUCGAGAACGUCCUCUUAGUGCAGUCUUACUGGGCUAAGGCGACCUGGGGAUUCCCCAAAGGCAAGGUGAAUGAGGAAGAGGAACCACACAUCUGUGCGGCCCGUGAAGUGCUAGAAGAGACCGGUUACGACAUCACCCCGCUUCUCUCCAAGAACGAGUUCAUCGAGCGCCAGAUUCAUGACCACGUGACACGUCUCUACAUCAUAGCCGGCGUUCCCAUGAGCACGCAGUUCAGCCCGCGGACGCGCAAAGAAAUCGGAAGCAUCGAGUGGUUCGCCAUUGCGGACUUGCCGGCCAGCAAGCGCGACCAGUCGCCCCUGAGCUCUCUGGGACUGAACGUGAACGCCUUUUUCAUGGUGAUGCCUUUUGUGAAGAAAAUCCGCAAGUGGGUCUUCAACAACAGACACCGUCUGCUGCAACAGCAGCAGCCGAGUGAGGGCAUGCCUUCCAUCACCGAUGCAGAGAAACUGAAGCAGAAGGAGUACUUUGCUGGCCUGUACCGAAACGAAAUGGUUGACAUACUGCGCCAGAAGGGAUGUUCGACACCCGUGUUGGCGAGAAACGCCGCCGAGCGUUCGAAAAAUGGCGUAGAACGUUCCCCCAGGAAUCAACAAUGCACGGUGCCACUCUUCAGCGCAACGUCAUGGACAAACUUUACUCUGGACCGGAGCGCCUUCUCUAAUGUCUUUGACUUCUAGAGAUUCUUUCAGUGUGAGUUGAUUUGAUAUGUUGAUAUGGCCUGCACUGGGGGGGGGGGGGGGGGCUGCACUAGAUACACCUGGAGUUACCGACAGUGUCGUGACUGAAUGAUCUUGCUGUCACUGCAUGGUGUUACAUAAAUUGCAAAAGAUUUUUUUUUAUUUUAAGAAACAGUAAUUGGGAAAAAGAGAAGUUAUUUAUGUGUUUUUCUCACAGUGACAUCAAGCAUAAUCAUUGUUCCUCUGUUAUUGGAAACGUCAAGCAUAAUCAUUGUUCCUCUGUUGUUGGAAACGUACUGGUGAGAACUACAUUGCCAAGAUGAUUGCUAUAGUGCGAGAACAGAAUGACACAUGAAUCUAUCGGUUUGUCUGCUAAUGAAAGUUGGUAAUUGAGUGCUAUGUUUCUAGUAUUCACUUAGCGUCAUGUUCUUCGCUUACGGGUGUUGUGCAAAAGCUUGCAAUUUGAAAGACUAGGCAACUUCAUUCAGCGAUUGUAGCUGCGAUAAAAACUUUGUGUGGGCACAGUGGCCGUCACACGCCCUUGCAGUAUGAGCCCAAAAUAUUGAGGAUAGGUCUGUUUUCUUUUAAGUGGGGCACCAAACCCAUUGCGGUGCUGCGCGUGUGCCACCCUGUUUGAAGCGCACAGGGCUGGCACAGCCUGCUCCACUAGGGUUGACAAUAUCUUUUGCAGAGUGGGGUUGUCCUUCAGGGCACGAUCAGCAAAUGACCUCAGUACGUCAAGGGCGAACAGCAACUGGUUCGACGGGUAAAGCAGCCCGCCUCGAUCCUGGCUGUGAGUUAACUGAAAGAUCGGUUGAUUACUUGCAGGCUUCGAGCAGAUUGCUGUGCAACUUCCGCAUAGCAUGUGCUCGUUUAUUACACGGGCAAUGUAACCGCCAACGUGUGCAGUUGCCGAAAUUUCAAGGGAAGGCAGCUGCCGUGGCUUAAGUGUUGUGGAGAGUCGUUGCAAAACACAUGUAGCUCUCUGUAGUUAAGGAAGCUGCUGUGUUGGUGAAGGGGAAGCUGCAGUGUGCAAAGUACCUGUGGACAUUUGUGCUCAUUCACUGUGAGCAAAUCUGAUGCCAUGCUGAAUGCUGCAAUUCCAGUUUUUAGAACUUUCUCCAAGCCAGACAAGCAACGAAAGUGCAGCAUGUCAUUACAACCGUAGGACACUCGCAAUGUACCAGACAGUGACUCUAUCGGGCCACUGUUAAACUUGCAAAUGAGAACGAACAAGAAAUUUUCCUCUGUGAACAGGUACCUGAUGCAGCAACUGUGGAAUAUGUGGUCAAAAGCAAUUCUUCCUACGUUUCUUUCGUCAAAAGUUCCUUUAGAUUUCCACAUCUCUUUUUCAGCUUGUCCAAGUAGAUAGGCAGUGUUACCUCAAGCCACUCUAGUCUGGCAUCUUCGGUAUCGUCAAAGUUUAGUGUGUCUAGCCAUUUCUUGUGGAGGUGCUGGGUCGUGUUGCUCUUGUCAUGCAGCACAAAUAAAGGAUAAAUGUUCUGCAUGAAAAUGAUGGUCUGGCCUGCAGCUGCAAACGAGGCACUUGAGGUGUGCCCAGCUUGGUCCCUGAGGUGCUCCAAGGUCGCAGUAACAUCAAGAGAGAAAUUUCUCUUGCAACAUUCAUUUUUUCUAUGUUGUUGGGGUAUACAUGCUUUCAACUGAGGUAGUGGACAGGCUUCACAACCAGGUCCUGCAGAUGGCAGAGCUUCUUUAUGUAACAGGAUAAGACCUCUCUUUUCGGGCCAAAGUCAUGAGCCAAAAACAGAAUCAGCAUUUUUU
Molecule: messenger RNA, 2940 nt
Organism: Rhipicephalus microplus (southern cattle tick)
Lineage: Eukaryota; Metazoa; Arthropoda; Arachnida; Ixodida; Ixodidae
Gene: DCP2
Product: decapping mRNA 2
Biological process (GO): nuclear-transcribed mRNA catabolic process, nonsense-mediated decay; deadenylation-dependent decapping of nuclear-transcribed mRNA
Cellular component (GO): cytoplasm; P-body
Molecular function (GO): RNA binding; manganese ion binding; 5'-(N(7)-methylguanosine 5'-triphospho)-[mRNA] hydrolase activity
Source: RefSeq, a predicted model, not a curated record